UGACGAUUAAGCGAACUACCAGCCCUUUGGAGAGAGAGUGAUAGUGUGAGUGAGUGCGUGUGUGUGUGUGAGAGAGAGAGAGAGAGAGUGGAGGCGUACAGCUAUGCAAAAACCGUGUGGUAGAGAUAUAUUGCCAUCGCGCACUAUUACACACUGACAGCUACUUUCAAAAGAAGAGCGCUCAGCGCAGAGGAGCUCACCUGUACAGGAAGAAGAAAUUAAUUUUUAUUAACAUUCAGCCGAUCUCCAGCCGAACAGCUUGAUCUUCAGAGCAGAGCAGAGUUAAGCUGCCAUUCAUCUGCACAGGAAUGGUGGAUCACUUGCCGCCUGGUGAGGAGACCUUCCUGUAUUAUACCGGCUCUCCGGGGUCUGACUACAACUGCCUCUGUCACUAUGCCAAUGGUGGCGUGUCAUCGGGUAUCAUGGUAACUGAUGCAUGUAUCUGCGAUCACCACCACCACCCCUACCAUGGGCUGACACUCUCCUCCUCCCCUCGCCUCUCUGAGGAUUACCUCAGCAGCUCCUCCAGCCCUUGUUCCUCCCUCUGCUCCAGCCCUGAGUCCUCGUCGCCAACGUUGCAGAACAUUCUCGGCUCCAGCUAUGAAAGCAGGAGCAGCAGGAGCGGUGGGAGCUAUAGCUCCUCAGGAGGAGAGAGUCAAGACAGCCUGCUAGACCUCCUCCUCUCACAGGCCUCGCUUGCCACCUCAUUAAGCUCUAAUGCCAGCAGCAGCUCUCAUUUUUCUCCUCUAUCUUCCUCUCUGUUCUCCCCACCCUCUUCUUCCUCCUCAUCUGCCCCUCUUUUACCCAUGGGAAUCGCCUGGGAGUCCAAGAAGGAGCAGUGGCUGAGUGUACUCCAGCAGCAGGCCAAAGAGGACUGUUAUGAGUUCCCUGUCUUCCUGGAUGAGCUGCAGGAUCCUGCAGUGCUCCUCUUUCAGCCCACCCUGGAGGAGAUUGAGGAGUUCCUGGAGGAGAACAUGGUGGUGGCAAUGGAAAAAGAAGAGGAGGGGAGUGAUGAGGCGAUGUCACCAACGUCAGAGGAUGCUGAAGCGGAAAGUUCAAGGACAUUAGUAGGAGAACUCAUAUCAGUGUCACAGAACUCAGAUCAAACUGUACCUGUGGCUCAUUCUCCACUCUCCUCCUACACAGAGACCAAACAUGCACCAUGUGCAUCUGACAUAGACAGCUCACAAUCAGCAGUGGAUGUUAAUUGUAGUUCUACUAGAAUUGGUGUUGAUGGGAUCAAACAGGAGGACUGUGGUUCACCGCCAGCCUCAUCAGAAGGUACUAGUGCUGCUUCCAGUGUGCCUGUCAUCCUACAAAUCCAGCCCAUACAUAUCAAACAAGAACCCAACCCUAGAGCCAUAUCAGAUGCUGUCACGCAACAAACCCAACCCCAUAAAACCGAAUCCCAGCCAACCCAGGCCCCGUCGGAUAUCAAAAUCGCCCAACUUCUGGUCAACAUCCAGGGGCAGACUUUUGCCUUGGUGCCUCAGCUGCUUUCCCCAGCAAACAUUACUAGCUCAAGCAAAACCGGAAGCACUGCUUCAUCCAAAUUUGUCCGGAUCGCGCCAGUGCCCAUUGCCGCAAAACCCAUUCUGCUUGGAGAAGGCGUGUUAGGUGGAGGUUCAACUACAGGGGUCCUUGCUGGAGGUCAGAGGUACCAGAAGAGUGCAGUAGCAGACCUUAUUAAAAUGCACAAGUGCUCUUUUCCCGGCUGCAAUAAGAUGUACACCAAGAGCAGCCACCUUAAAGCCCAUCUGAGGAGGCACACGGGGGAGAAGCCCUUUGCCUGCACAUGGCCUGGCUGUGGAUGGAGGUUCUCUCGGUCCGACGAACUGUCACGACACCGCCGCUCCCACUCCGGAGUGAAACCAUACCAGUGCAUCGUCUGCGAGAAGAAGUUUGCCCGCAGUGAUCACCUGUCAAAACACCUCAAAGUCCACCGUUUUCCACGAAGCAGCAGGACAGGACGCUCUGCAAACUGACUCCUCUGACCCCGCUCUGACAGACUGUUGCAAAGCUGAGGGGGGUGGUUCAGGGGGCUGUGUUCGUGUAUGUGUGUGUGUAUUUGUGUGUGAUGAAAGACAGAGGAUAGGGGGUUCAGAGUCCAAACACCUUAUAAAGGACUCUGUGAAGGACUCUUUCGCUUGUGUGAGUUUAUGUUCAAUAUGUACGCAUGACGUACAUUCAUGGUACUGUGAUAAUUUAUUGGGUGGCAAGGAAAAGACUGUAAAAACUGAACUAAAACAGAAAACUGUUACUUGACACAACACCCUCACAGGUGGAAUAAGCUUCUUGUAUAUUACAACUUUUUUCUUAUUUUUACACUUUCAGGUGUGUGUUAUUGUUAAUGAGUCGAAAGCCUUUAUCAAUAAAAAGUUGCAUAACUAAGGGGUUUGCUAUUAUUUUAAAUCCCCAGUUUUUUUACCUUCUUGAAGCCAAAUGUAAUAUUAGCAAACACCCAUCCCUUAAUGUUGCCCAACAAGAGCUUACUGGACAUUGAGAACUGUCAGGGGCUUGGUUUGAUGAUUUCUCGAUAGACAGCAAAGUAAAUGAUGCAUCAACAUUCCUUUAGCUUUGAAUAAGUAUCUUUGUUGCCUUUGAGUCUCGUUAUAGGAUAACCUCAAAAACAAGAACAAAGCUCAAGUUCAUGUUGAAUUACUGCUCACCAACAAAUAUUAUGUCAGUAUGUAAUUUGUACUGGCACAUAUGAAAUAUUUGGUGUUCUGACUUGACUUACUGUUCUGUAACAUUUGUGGUUCAUCUGGUCAGGAGACUGAAUGUGUAAUUUUUAUGGCCUUUUUGGAUCAAAACAAAUUGGGGGUGCAGCUACAUCCAAAGAUAAUCCACAAAAAAUUUCAAGCCACGGUUGAAGACAAGACAAGACAUUCACAGAAGCAUGUCUGUUGGUCUGUCUUCAACUCAUGGUACAUCACAUUUGUUUUCUGGUUUUGUGAUGUUAUGUGAUGCCAUAUCAUGUAUUACUUUAUGUCACUUUAUUUACUCCAUGUCACUGCUGUCAAAAAAUACGUCAAAUAAAACAAGAUGGUAAAUUCACAUCGCUAAGAGGCACAAGGCAA
This is a messenger RNA of Siniperca chuatsi (mandarin fish), 3080 nucleotides long. RefSeq names its product Krueppel-like factor 15. Gene Ontology annotation, molecular function: DNA-binding transcription factor activity, RNA polymerase II-specific; RNA polymerase II cis-regulatory region sequence-specific DNA binding. The coding region runs from base 309 to 1985 and encodes 558 amino acids. NCBI's taxonomy places the organism in Eukaryota, Metazoa, Chordata, Actinopteri, Centrarchiformes, Sinipercidae. Gene Ontology annotation, biological process: regulation of transcription by RNA polymerase II. The transcript is spliced from 3 exons. The record is from RefSeq and is a predicted model, not a curated record.